Trypanosoma theileri is the source of this 300-nucleotide messenger RNA. Its product is annotated as ARP2/3 complex subunit. Gene Ontology annotation, cellular component: actin cytoskeleton; Arp2/3 protein complex; cytoplasm. The record is from RefSeq and is a predicted model, not a curated record. Gene Ontology annotation, molecular function: actin filament binding. Gene Ontology annotation, biological process: regulation of actin filament polymerization; Arp2/3 complex-mediated actin nucleation. The transcript has a single exon. Bases 1 to 300 code for a protein of 99 amino acids. Lineage: Eukaryota; Euglenozoa; Kinetoplastea; Trypanosomatida; Trypanosomatidae.
AUGUCACGAAUGGCACCCCUUCUCGACAAGGUGGAAAACAUCCCGUUUCCCAACCUAACAUUCCCACAUAUUCGCAACAUUGCUUCAGAGCUUGUAACAAUGGGCGCCUCAGAUGCCGAUAUUGAAAGAGAACUCACAUCUCUGACUAGUCAACAACAGGACACUUUAAUGAAAGUUCUGUACUGUUGCCUUGAACAUGAUAGUAAAUCUAGUUCUACAUACUUUCGGUGGCAUGCAAAGUUAUACGCUUUAGUUGGACCUGGAUCAAUCACACGCGUCCUAACAGAAAAAAAAGUAUAA